This is a messenger RNA of Penicillium chermesinum, 1452 nucleotides long. RefSeq lists its product as uncharacterized. The record is from RefSeq and is a predicted model, not a curated record. Bases 1 to 1452 code for a protein of 483 amino acids. The transcript is spliced from 3 exons. Gene Ontology annotation, molecular function: aldehyde dehydrogenase (NAD+) activity. NCBI's taxonomy places the organism in Eukaryota, Fungi, Ascomycota, Eurotiomycetes, Eurotiales, Aspergillaceae.
AUGGCUACUUCAUCUCCCCGCCAGCUCUACUACGACGGCCAGGUGCGUGCUGCGUCCUCCGGCAAGACUUUCCAAACGGUCAACCCAGCCACCGCGACGCCCAUCGCCGACAUCCAGUCGCGCAUUCCCUUCAUGGUCCCAAACCCCCCCCCAAUCGCUCGUGCACGCAUCCUCCAAAAAGCCGCUUUAAUCCUCCGGCAGCGGAAUGACGAGAUUGCCCGCGUGGAGACCCUCGAUUGCGGCAAAGCUUUCACCGAGACCAGCACUGUGGAUGUGGUGACUGGAGCCGAUGUGUUAGAAUACUACGCGAACUUCAUUGGCGGUGGCGGACUCAAUGGUGAGACGACACAGCUCCGCGAGGAUGCCUGGGUCUACACCAAGAAGGCCCCGCUCGGUGUUUGUGCUGGUAUUGGAGCUUGGAACUACCCUAUCCAAAUUGCUCUCUGGAAAUCGGCUGCGUGUCUGGCAGCUGGCAACACCAUGGUCUACAAGCCUAGCGAAUACACUCCUCUCCAUGCCCAAACGCUCGCCGAGAUCUACACCGAAGCUGGCCUUCCUGCUGGUGUGUUCAAUGUGGUUCAUGGUGCUGGAGAUGUUGGUGCUUAUCUGACAAGCCACCCAGCUGUCGCCAAGGUCUCGUUCACUGGGCAGGUCGCAACGGGCCAAAAGGUGGCGGGUGCUGCAUCUGGCAAUAUGAAGUACGUGACUAUGGAGUUGGGUGGCAAGAGCCCAUUGAUCAUCUGCCCGGAUGCCGACCUCGAGAACGCGGUCGAUGGUGCCAUGAUGGCCAACUUCUACAGCACUGGCCAAGUCUGUACAAAUGGAACCCGUGUCUUCGUUCCGCGGUCCAUGAAGGCGGCUUUCGAAAAGCGCCUGCUCGAGAAGAUCCCUUACGUGCGCGCCGGCCCGCUAUUUGAUGAACAGACAAAUUUCGGGCCAUUGAGCUCAGCCGUGCACUACGAAAAAGUCAUCUCCUACAUUCGUCAUGGUAUUCAGACCGACCGUGCGACUCUCCUCUGCGGUGGUCCUGAGAAGCCGGAUGUGCCCCAGGACCUGCAGGCCGGCUUCUGGGUUAAGCCAACCAUUUUCACCGACUGCACAGACUCGAUGCGGAUUGUAAAGGAGGAGAUCUUCGGCCCGGUGAUGUCCAUUCUAUACUAUGACACUGUCGAAGAGGCCGUGAAGCGUGCGAACGCUACCGAACUCGGUCUUGCAGCCGGUGUAUUCACCAAGGAUCUCAACCAGGCCCACCGUGUCAUUGACCAGCUCCAAGCCGGCAUUACUUGGAUCAAUACUUGGGGUGAAAGCCCGGCUGAGAUGGCUGUGGGUGGCUGGAAGAAGAGUGGUCUGGGCGUUGAGAACGGUCGCCGUGGCAUUGAGGCCUGGGUGCAGAACAAGAGCACUUUGGUUGACAUGAGCGGUGCUGUUGUGACCGUCUUUGCCAAGCUGUAA